Molecule: messenger RNA, 821 nt
Organism: Oncorhynchus tshawytscha (Chinook salmon)
Lineage: Eukaryota; Metazoa; Chordata; Actinopteri; Salmoniformes; Salmonidae
Product: activating transcription factor 7-interacting protein 1-like
Exons: 3
Coding region: 88-555 (155 amino acids)
Biological process (GO): regulation of DNA-templated transcription
Cellular component (GO): nucleus; transcription regulator complex
Molecular function (GO): transcription coregulator activity; protein binding
Source: RefSeq, a predicted model, not a curated record
CCUCAAGUACCGAAGGUCGAGGCGUCUGUCGUCCCGGUGACCAGACCGCCAGCCACGUCGCCAGUUAAAACGGAGUGCACGGUGAAGAUGGAAAACACCGUUAAGACCGAGGAGUCCCCGUGUCCUCUAGUCGCUCUUCGUGUUCCUCCGUCUCAGAGUGAGCUGCUGUCCCAUCUCCCUCCUCUCCCCCCGACCCCUUUCCCUUCCUCCCUCCCCCUCGAGGCGGCCUCCUACUCCAUCCCCCAGAAGCCCCUUGUACACCUGGCCCGUAUCCGAAACCCUGCCCCGUGUCUGGUCAUCCACUGGAGGGUCACUGAGGAAGACGCCGCGGCGCCCGACAUGGACAGUUACAGUAUCUACAUCGCUCAGGAGAGUCAUAGCAGCAGCGUCUCCCCGUCCUGGAGGAAUGUGGGUGUGGUCAAGGCCCUGGCCCUGCCCAUGGCUGUCACGGUAACCAAGUACCAAUCGGGUACCACCUACGUCAUCGUGGUGGGCAAGGACCGGUAUGGUCGCUACGGACCGUACAGCGACGUACAGACUGUCCUCCUGGCAUAGAGACGUGGCUGGGAGUUCUGGUCGUCUAGAUUGAAGGCCACUUUCUCCCCCCCCUCUCCCUCCCUCCCUCCAGAGGUGAGAGUUGAAAGGUUACUGAGAUCUAGUGACCUGCUAGACUACGGGAAUUCUCUGUGCUACCAUCUAAAGAGGAACAGGAGGAGGCGAAUAAAAAUGAUUUUUUGUUGUGUGUUUUCAAUAGCAUUACCGAUCCGAUGAAACAUACUCAUCGACGCAUGUCCCAACUCAUUCCACGGAGGGGAGGGGGG